Messenger RNA from Pyrgilauda ruficollis (rufous-necked snowfinch), 1680 nucleotides. RefSeq names its product phospholipase D family member 5 (gene PLD5). Lineage: Eukaryota; Metazoa; Chordata; Aves; Passeriformes; Passeridae. Gene Ontology annotation, molecular function: catalytic activity. The transcript is spliced from 10 exons. The coding region runs from base 1 to 1590 and encodes 529 amino acids. The record is from RefSeq and is a predicted model, not a curated record.
AUGGAAGUCAGGCAUGACUGGCUCUCCUCAUCCCCCCAUGAGGGCUUCGAGCAGAUGAGGCUGAAGAGCAGACCCAGGGAGCCUUCCCCAAGCCUCACCAGAGUAGGUGCGAACUUCUACAGCACUGUCAAGCAGCAGGACUACAGUGCCAGUGUCUGGCUGAGGAGGAAAGACAAACUGGAGCACUCCCAGCAAAGAUGCAUUGUGAUCUUUGCACUGGUAUGCUGCUUUGCAAUUCUGGUUGCACUGAUAUUUUCGGCAGUGGAUAUUAUGGGAGAAGAUGAGGAUGGACUCUCAGAAAAGAACUGUCAAAAUAACUGUCGGGUUGCUCUCGUGGAAAAUAUUCCUGAAGGGAUCAACUAUUCAGACAGUGCACCAUCCCAUUUGUCUCUUUUCCAAGGCUGGAUGAAUUUGCUUAAUAUGGCUGAAAAGUCUGUUGACAUAGUAUCUUCCCAGUGGGACCUCAAUCACAGUCAUCCAUCAGCAUGCCAGGGUCAGCGACUUUUUGAAAAACUGCUUGAACUGGCGUCCCGAAAUAUUGAGAUAAAACUAGUGAGCGAUAAACUGCCCGUGGAAUCAAAGGUAUUAAACGACUUGAAAACAAAGGGUGCUGAAGUGUUGUAUAUGAACAUGUCAGCAUAUAAUGAAGGUCGGCUUCAGUCUUCGUUCUGGAUUGUUGAUAAGCAGCAUGUAUACAUUGGAAGUGCCAGCCUGGACUGGAGAUCGUUGGGACAGAUGAAGGAACUUGGCGUCAUUGUAUACAACUGUAGCUGCCUGGUCCUGGAUUUACAAAGGAUAUUUGCCCUGUAUAGCUCAUUAAGGUAUAAGAAUAAAAUACCUCCGAGUUGGUCUAAGAGACUCUAUGGAGUGUACGAUACUCAAAAUAAACUGACACUUCAGCUGAACGAGACAAAAUCAGAAGCUUUUGUGUCGAACUCACCUAAACUCUUCUGCCCCAAGGACAGAGUCCUGGAUAUCGAAGCUAUCUACAGUGUUAUUGACGAUGCCAAACAGUUUGUGUACAUUGCUGUCAUGGACUACUUGCCCAUUGUCAUCAACACCAAUGCUAAACGGUACUGGCCGUAUUUAGAUGGGAAGAUAAGAGAAGCAUUAGUUUUACGAAGUAUUAAAGUGCGACUUCUCAUAAGUUUCUCAAGAGACACAGAUCCCCUUACUUUCAACUUUGUUUCAUCUCUGAAAGCUAUUUGCACUGAAGUUCCAAGCUGUAGUUUGAAAGUUAAAUUCUUUGACCUUGAGGAAGAGAGUGCCUGCUUUCUUAAAGAACAGAAGAACACUUCCCUUCCCAAACUGAAUCGUAACAAAUACAUGGUGACUGAUGGAGCUGCAUAUAUUGGUAAUUUUGAUUGGGUAGGAAAUGCUUUUACGCAGAAUGCUGGAGCUGGCCUUGUUAUCAACCAAGCAGACGCGGGGAACAGCACAAGCAUCAUUAAGCAACUCAAGGCUGUUUUUGAAAGGGACUGGUAUUCACAUUAUGCCAAAAGUUUACAACCAACAAAAAUCCCAAACUGCUUUAAUCACAAACUCAAUAAAGGAACUUCAAAUAAGACUUCCAUGAGCAAUGUGAAUUAGAAAGACUGUUUUACCAUUUAGUAUGGCAAUGAAGAAUUAUGUUGGGGUGUAGCCUUCUUUCAUAUUUACAGACAAAAGACUUAAAGAAAA